UAUGUAUAAACUAAACUAAAAAAGAAAGAAUAAAAAAACAUAAGCACAAGUUUUUGCUUGUUUAAAAAGAAAAUUAAAAAUAAAACACAAAAAAUCGAUUGAAACAUUUCGAAAAAAAGAAAGAAACAAAAAUCUGAAAAAAUACAACAACCCGUGUAUUGAAAAAAAGGAUAUCUCAAAGCAAAGAGUUAUAAUUUUAUUAAAUAUGUUUUUAAUUUAAUUUACAGAGUUUUGGAAAAAAAGAAAAAUAUUAAAAAAGUGUUUAAUUUUUUUAUUGAAAUAAGAAACAAAACGCAAGAAAAACGUUUCGCUACCUAACAGAAAAUUAUUCCUCAAAAGGGGGUAGUUUUAACCCCUAACGAAAUAAAAACGAGAAAAAUUGUGUAACACCAGUGCCACUACAGAAAGUAUUAUUAUUUUUGCAAAGAGUUUUCUUUUAAACAAAUAAACGAACGAAAUGAAUGAUCAGCAUGGGAGAGCGGACUCCUAUCGGGUCGCAACGGUUGUACCAACCGAUGACGACAAUCUUACAGCCGAUGGUCAUUACAAGACAAAACGCAAGAUGCCGGCUAAAGGGGCGAAAAAAGAAAAUUUAGAUGAUCUCAAACAGGAGUUAGAUAUCGAUUAUCAUAAAAUCACUCCUGAGGAGCUGUAUCAGCGCUUUCAGACACAUCCUGAAAAUGGUCUAAGUCAUGCUAAAGCUAAAGAAAAUUUAGAACGUGAUGGCCCAAAUGCUCUCACACCACCAAAACAAACACCCGAAUGGGUGAAAUUCUGUAAGAAUUUAUUCGGUGGUUUCGCCAUGUUAUUGUGGAUUGGUGCUAUUUUAUGUUUUGUGGCCUAUUCUAUUCAAGCCAGUACCAGUGAAGAGCCAUCCGAUGAUAAUUUAUAUUUGGGUAUCGUACUGUCAGCUGUAGUUAUAGUUACCGGUAUUUUCUCAUACUAUCAGGAAUCUAAAAGUUCAAAAAUUAUGGAAUCUUUCAAAAACAUGGUUCCCCAAUUUGCCACUGUCAUACGUGAGGGUGAAAAAUUGACUCUCCGUGCCGAAGAUUUAGUCUUGGGCGAUGUUGUCGAAGUGAAAUUCGGUGAUCGUAUCCCAGCUGAUAUUCGCAUUAUUGAGGCUCGUACUUUUAAGGUUGAUAACUCAUCGUUGACUGGUGAAUCUGAGCCCCAGUCCCGUGGCCCCGAAUUUACUCACGAGAAUCCCUUGGAAACGAAAAAUUUAGCUUUCUUCUCGACCAACGCUGUUGAAGGUACUGCCAAGGGUGUCGUCAUUAGCUGUGGUGAUCACACCGUCAUGGGUCGUAUUGCUGGUCUGGCUUCCGGUUUGGAUACCGGUGAAACACCCAUCGCCAAAGAAAUUCACCAUUUCAUUCAUUUGAUUACCGGCGUCGCUGUCUUCUUGGGUGUGACCUUCUUCGUUAUUGCCUUCAUUUUGGGUUACCAUUGGUUGGAUGCUGUUAUUUUCUUGAUUGGUAUUAUUGUCGCUAACGUACCUGAAGGUCUAUUGGCUACCGUAACUGUGUGCUUGACUUUGACUGCCAAACGUAUGGCUUCGAAGAAUUGUUUGGUAAAGAAUUUGGAAGCUGUCGAAACUUUGGGUUCCACCUCCACCAUCUGUUCGGAUAAGACCGGUACCUUGACCCAAAACCGUAUGACUGUCGCCCACAUGUGGUUCGAUAAUCAGAUCAUUGAGGCCGAUACAACAGAGGAUCAGUCGGGUGUCCAAUACGAUAGAACUAGCCCUGGAUUCAAGGCGCUCUCUCGCAUUGCCACUCUCUGCAAUCGUGCUGAAUUCAAAGGCGGCCAAGAAGGCGUUCCAAUUUUGAAGAAGGAAGUCAGCGGUGACGCCUCAGAAGCUGCUUUGUUGAAGUGUAUGGAAUUGGCCCUCGGUGAUGUCAUGAAUAUUCGCAAGCGCAACAAGAAAUUGGCCGAAAUUCCGUUCAACUCCACCAACAAGUAUCAGGUCUCAAUUCACGAAACCGAAGAUCCCUCAGAUCCCCGUUACUUGCUCGUAAUGAAGGGUGCCCCCGAACGUAUUUUGGAGCGUUGCUCAACCAUCUUUAUCAACGGCAAAGAAAAGGUCUUGGACGAAGAAAUGAAGGAAGCUUUUAACAACGCCUACAUGGAAUUGGGAGGUUUGGGCGAACGUGUAUUGGGUUUCUGUGAUUAUAUGCUGCCAUCUGAUAAAUAUCCCACCGGCUUCAAGUUCAACGUUGAUGAUGUCAACUUCCCCAUUGACAAUUUGCGUUUCGUUGGCCUUAUGUCCAUGAUUGAUCCCCCUCGUGCUGCUGUGCCCGAUGCCGUUGCCAAGUGUCGUUCUGCUGGUAUUAAAGUUAUCAUGGUUACUGGUGAUCAUCCAAUUACUGCUAAGGCCAUUGCCAAAUCCGUCGGUAUCAUUUCCGAAGGUAACGAGACCGUGGAAGAUAUUGCCCAACGUUUGAACAUUCCCGUUUCGGAGGUUAAUCCACGUGAAGCCAAGGCUGCCGUUGUACAUGGUGCUGAAUUGCGUGAUGUUAGUUCCGAUCAAUUGGAUGAAAUCUUACGCUACCAUACUGAAAUUGUGUUCGCUCGUACCUCACCACAACAAAAGCUGAUUAUUGUUGAGGGUUGCCAACGUAUGGGUGCUAUUGUCGCUGUGACUGGUGAUGGUGUCAACGAUUCGCCUGCUUUGAAAAAGGCUGAUAUUGGUGUUGCUAUGGGUAUUGCUGGUUCCGAUGUAUCCAAACAGGCUGCUGACAUGAUCUUGUUAGAUGAUAACUUUGCCUCCAUUGUUACCGGUGUUGAGGAAGGUCGCUUGAUCUUCGAUAACUUGAAAAAAUCUAUUGCUUAUACCUUGACCUCCAACAUUCCUGAAAUCUCACCAUUCUUGGCUUUCAUCUUGUGCGAUAUCCCCUUGCCUUUGGGUACUGUUACAAUUCUGUGCAUUGAUUUGGGUACUGAUAUGGUUCCUGCUAUCUCUUUGGCUUACGAAGCUGCUGAAGCCGAUAUCAUGAAGCGUCCACCCCGUGAUCCAUUCAACGAUAAAUUGGUCAAUUCAAGAUUGAUUUCCAUGGCCUACGGUCAAAUUGGUAUGAUCCAAGCUGCUGCCGGCUUCUUUGUCUACUUUGUCAUCAUGGCUGAAAAUGGUUUCUUGCCACUGACAUUGUUCGGCAUCCGUAAGAUGUGGGAUUCCAAGGCUGUCAAUGAUUUAACCGAUUCCUAUGGUCAAGAAUGGACCUAUCGCGAUCGCAAAACUUUGGAAUACACCUGCCAUACAGCUUUCUUCGUUUCCAUUGUGGUUGUACAAUGGGCUGAUUUGAUUAUUUGCAAGACUCGACGAAACUCCAUUUUCCAACAAGGCAUGAGAAAUUGGGCCUUGAACUUUGGUUUGGUGUUCGAAACCAUUUUGGCUGCCUUCUUGUCAUACUGCCCCGGUAUGGAGAAGGGUCUUCGUAUGUACCCACUCAAACUCGUUUGGUGGUUCCCAGCCAUUCCAUUCAUGUUGGCCAUCUUCAUUUAUGAUGAAACUAGACGUUUCUACUUGCGUCGCAAUCCCGGAGGCUGGUUGGAACAAGAAACCUACUAUUAAACAAAUCAGCAAACAUCCUUCUCCUCCACAAAAAAGAAACACUACCACCACCACUACACUCCCACACAUUAUAUUAUUACAUAUACUAUUUUUGUUAUAUGGCUGCUUCAUCCAUUUCAAGUUAUCCAGCUCUGCUGCCAUCCACGAAGUAAUAAAAAAACAACUACACUAUUCUCCAUACCACCACCACUCCCGCCCGCUAAGCCUCAACAAACUCAACUUUGUUACAUCAAAAUCAACUACAUCAACCACCAUGAAAAACGUCACCAUCUUUUAGAACAACAACAAAUGGAAGAAAAAUCAAAUCAGCUUCUUCAACAAGGAAACCGAAUUAAAAAACCACAUGGAAACAUCGACGAUUUACACACACAUAAAUACAUAUGGCUCUCGAUGUUUGGUGUUAUUUAAAUUAUUAUAAAUAAAGAUUAAUAAUAAAAACAAAAAACAAAAAUAAAAACAAAAAAGUAAACUCCCUCUCUGCCCCCUUUAAAACACAAAAAGAAAAAAAGGACAAAAAUAAGGAGAUAAAAAAAGGAAAUAGAGGAUUUUUAGAGAAAAAUACAAAAAAAGAAAAUACAAAAACCAUACUGCUAUAACUUAAAAUUAAGAUGCAACAAAACAACAACAAAUGAACAUCAUCAAUAAUAGAAUGACAUUUUUGAAAUCAAGAAGAAACCCAAGAAUCUAUCUUGAAAAAAAAGAAUACACAA
Messenger RNA from Musca domestica (house fly), 4281 nucleotides. It is a transcript of the gene Atpalpha, whose product is annotated as sodium/potassium-transporting ATPase subunit alpha. NCBI's taxonomy places the organism in Eukaryota, Metazoa, Arthropoda, Insecta, Diptera, Muscidae. The transcript is spliced from 11 exons. The record is from RefSeq and is a predicted model, not a curated record. Gene Ontology annotation, molecular function: P-type sodium:potassium-exchanging transporter activity; ATP hydrolysis activity; ATP binding. Gene Ontology annotation, biological process: proton transmembrane transport; sodium ion export across plasma membrane; potassium ion import across plasma membrane. Bases 458 to 3571 code for a protein of 1037 amino acids. Gene Ontology annotation, cellular component: membrane.